Cryptotermes secundus is the source of this 1947-nucleotide messenger RNA. It is a transcript of the gene nero, whose product is annotated as deoxyhypusine hydroxylase. Bases 553 to 1461 code for a protein of 302 amino acids. Gene Ontology annotation, molecular function: deoxyhypusine monooxygenase activity. NCBI's taxonomy places the organism in Eukaryota, Metazoa, Arthropoda, Insecta, Blattodea, Kalotermitidae. The transcript is spliced from 3 exons. The record is from RefSeq and is a predicted model, not a curated record. Gene Ontology annotation, biological process: peptidyl-hypusine biosynthetic process.
UCUCUGGGAUAAACAGAAAGUUGCAGAACAUAUCAUAAAAAAAUAUCAUUUAGAUGACAGUUCAUGAUAACCUGAAAAAUUUUAGGCUUGAAAGAAUUCUAUGUUUCUAAUUCCAUUUGUGGUAGUAAGCAUAAUAUUCAUAUACACAAAUAAUAUGUUUGACAUGCAGCUGUAAUUUCGUUCGCAAAUGUCUACUUUCGUUUCGCAACCACAUCAAAUCAAAAUUCAUACUUACCAAUUUGCAUAUAAUGCACCACCAUAACCGCACGGAAUUGUGGGUAUUCAAGUUGGUUUGUUUAGGCUCUCUGAUUGGUCGAGCCCAGCGUGAGUUUCGUCCGCCGCUCAUAGAGGCAGUAGUUACCGUGUUGCCCUUUCUCCUAUUCAAGAUUCCACCCCCUGGUCCUGAUCGUCCUGAUCGGGCGUGAUCGUCCCAGUCGUUUUGAUGUCCGUGUUGUUGGUGAGGAAGGCACGUGGGCCACGUGACAGUAGAUAGAAAUAUUGGGCUGUCAUUUAAUUAAGUACUUUUAUAUAAUUCAGUUCAAUAUAAUAGCAAUGCAUGUAGCAUCUGAAGAUAAAAUUGAAGCUAUAGGCCGAGUACUUAGUGACCAAACCAGACCUCUCAAAGAGAGGUUCCGAGCUUUAUUUACUCUGAGAAAUCUUGGUGGCUCUGUGGCACUGCGUUGUAUCGAGCAAUGUUUUACCGAUCCGUCAGCCUUAUUGAAGCACGAACUUGCAUAUUGUCUUGGUCAAAUGCAAGAUACUAGGGCCAUUCCGGUGUUGAAACGUAUCCUGGCCGACAGAAAUCAAGAAUCAAUGGUUAGGCACGAAGCAGGUGAGGCUUUAGGAGCAAUAGCAUCGUCAGAUGUUAAGGAUAUUUUAGAAGAAUAUUCGGAUGAUCCUGUAAUUGAAGUUGCAGAAACUUGUCAGCUGGCUUUGAGUAGAAUUAGGUGGUUGGCUGAGUCUGGCCAGUCAGAAAAGAAAUUAUCUGAAAAUCCAUAUGCCUCUGUAGAUCCUGCACCUCCAUCACAGGAAACUGAUGUAACAGUUUUGAAACUGAUGUUAAAGGAUGAAAAUCUAAACUUGUUUGAUAGAUACAGAGCAAUGUUCACCCUGAGGAAUUUAAAGACAUCAGAGAGUAUACUGGCCCUUGGUGAAGGUUUGAAGGCUGGUAGUGCACUCUUCCGCCAUGAAGUGGCUUUUGUGUUGGGGCAGCUUCAGAAAGAUAGCAGCAUUCCUUAUCUGCAGGCUUCACUGGAAGACCAUGCAGAGAAUGAGAUGGUGCGUCAUGAAUGUGCCGAGGCUUUGGGAGCGAUUGGCUCUCCAGUAUGUGUUAAUAUUUUAAGGAAAUAUUUAGAAGAUGAUAAACGGGUUGUGAAGGAAAGCUGUGAAAUAGCAUUGGACAUGUGUGAAUAUGAAAAUAGCCCAGAAUUUCAGUAUGCCAACACUUUGCUUAAGUUAUAGAUUUGAAAAUUUAUUUUACUUUUCCAGACUCAAAGAGUAACUUUAAUAAAAGUUUCAUAUCAUGAAGACAGUAUUUACUAAAACGUAUUAGUGUGUUACAUGAAGGUGAUAUAUAUUGAUUACAAGACCCCACAUUUAUUAUGCACUGCCUAACUGAAUACUGAAGAUAGAUGGUAGGUUUCCCCACUCUUACCUUCGAGCACUGUGGGUUACCUCUGUUGCUGGAUGGAGUUCUGUUCUUGUACUCAUCACCGUGCACCUUCAUUACUUAGUCGGCCUGUACCCAGACUGAUUCAAAAGUUCUUAGAUUGCAGUACUUUUAGAUCCUUGAAACUGAAUUUCUGGAGAUGGAGUUGACUGAUUUAAAAACUUUAUCCAUGCUCAUUGCCAAGGUAUUUAUUACCAGGGAUGAUAUUGUCAUGUGUUGGGUAUGUGAUGCGACAGAUAACUUCACACCAUUUGGAUCUAGCGAAUUUAUUCCACUCA